Messenger RNA from Meriones unguiculatus (Mongolian gerbil), 2290 nucleotides. RefSeq names its product ribosomal modification protein rimK like family member B (gene Rimklb). Lineage: Eukaryota; Metazoa; Chordata; Mammalia; Rodentia; Muridae. Gene Ontology annotation, cellular component: cytoplasm. The transcript is spliced from 6 exons. Gene Ontology annotation, molecular function: ATP binding; metal ion binding; ligase activity, forming carbon-nitrogen bonds. The coding region runs from base 318 to 1481 and encodes 387 amino acids. The record is from RefSeq and is a predicted model, not a curated record. Gene Ontology annotation, biological process: protein modification process.
GAGAGAGAGAGAGAGCGGGAGUGCGGGCGUGGGGCCGGGGGGGAGGGGGCGGGCGAGGCCGGCCGGAGCCGCGGGGGCCGUGAGAAAGCGGGCGAGCGUGGGGGGCGAGGGCCGCGCGGGCCUGGCUGCGGGAGCCCGGCGGCGAGGAGAAAGGAGGCGGCUCCCGGCAUCCCGCCCCCUCCCCCUCCUCAGCGGACUUCCCGCGGCCCGAGCUCGCUCCGAGGCGGCGGCGGCGGCGGCGGCGGCGGGAGGAGCCGGCGGCCAGAUAAAAGUUUACAUUCAAGGAGUAAGAAAAAGGAAGAACAGACAGAUCCAAGAUGUGUAGCUCCGUGGCUGCCAAGCUGUGGUUUUUGACAGAUCGUCGCAUCAGGGAAGACUAUCCGCAAAAAGAGAUCUUACGAGCUUUGAAGGCCAAAUGUUGUGAGGAGGAAUUGGACUUCAGGGCUGUCGUGAUGGAUGAGGUGGUGCUGACAGUCGAGCAAGGAAAUCUGGGCCUGCGGAUCAAUGGAGAGCUAAUCUCUGCCUACCCACAGGUGGUGGUAGUGAGGGUUCCAACCCCGUGGGUGCAAAGUGAUAGUGAUGUCACCGUUUUGCGCCACCUAGAGAAGAUGGGGUGCCGAUUGAUGAACCGACCUCAAGCCAUCCUGAACUGUGUUAAUAAGUUCUGGACGUUUCAAGAGCUAGCUGGCCAUGGUGUACCUCUACCAGAUACUUUUUCUUACGGUGGCCAUGAAAACUUCGCUAAAAUGAUUGAUGAAGCGGAAGUGCUGGAGUUCCCCAUGGUAGUGAAGAAUACGCGGGGUCAUAGAGGCAAAGCUGUUUUCUUGGCAAGAGAUAAACACCACUUAGCUGAUCUAAGCCAUCUUAUUCGGCAUGAAGCUCCAUAUUUGUUCCAGAAAUACAUUAAAGAGUCUCAUGGAAGGGACGUACGAGUCAUUGUUGUGGGAGGCCGUGUAGUUGGCACCAUGUUACGUUGUUCGACAGAUGGAAGGAUGCAAAGCAACUGUUCCCUAGGUGGUGUGGGGAUGAUGUGCUCAUUGAGUGAACAAGGGAAGCAGCUAGCAAUCCAGGUGUCUAACAUCCUGGGGAUGGAUGUGUGUGGCAUUGACCUGUUGAUGAAAGAUGACGGCUCCUUCUGUGUCUGCGAGGCAAAUGCAAAUGUAGGUUUCAUCGCCUUUGAUAAGGCUUGUAAUCUAGAUGUAGCUGGUAUCAUAGCAGACUAUGCUGCCUCCCUUCUGCCCGCUGGCCGGCUCACCCGGCGCAUGUCCCUGCUCUCUGUGGUGUCCACGGCCAGUGAGACUAGUGAGCCGGAGCUUGGUCCCCCUGCCAGCGCUGCUGUCGACAACAUGAGCGCAAGUUCCAGCUCUGUCGAUAGCGACCCUGAAAGCACCACCGAGCGAGAGAUGCUCACCAAGCUCCCAGGGGGCCUAUUCAACAUGAACCAGCUGCUAGCCAAUGAAAUCAAACUCCUGGUGGAGUGACUCCACCGGUAAAUAAUUAACCAAUAAAAUCCUUGUAAAACUGUCUCCCUGAACCCCGUCCCUUUCCCCUUUAACCAACUUGCAAUGCUGUUCAUGGAGAAUGCUCAGGAGGUUGAGAGAAAGGUAUAGUAAGAUUGGUUAGAAGAAGGGAAAAUAGAUGAGACCUCUGGUAGUAAUACUCAACUGACACAUUUACAGGUUCUACAGAGGACUAAUAGGUGAUACACGGAGAAAUGGCAGGCUCUCGUGUUUCUUUUCAUUUACUAAAACGCAGCUCUUAGGCCAUGAGGAACAUGGAAGAUUUUUUUUCUCCCCAUGGUCUCUUGCUUUCAUUUUUCCAUAGAACAGUUUUGAUCCAAGUACUUGAUAGCAUGACUUCACAGUUUCAUGUUUUAUAAAGAGGAAAACAUCUGCUUAAAGUACAGAAAUGUUUUAGUAAUCUGAAAAUUCUGCCGUUUCUCUCAGCUAGCAUUUAGUGCAUAGUUGUUUAUGAACUCUAAGGGGCUCUGACUGGGAUUUCUUAUUUUCAAGUUGUUCGUCUUCUGUUUUUUUUUCCCCUUAGUUUGGGUGGGGGGGUAAUGUGACUAUAAUCCAAUAAAGAUUUUUAAUAACAAAAUUGGCAUGUUUGCAUGAUGAAAGGGAAAUGAACAGUAUUGCAAUGUCUGGUAUACAAAGUAACAUUUACUCAAUGUAGAUAAAGUUACACUAGUUGAAGUUUGUGCAUUGACUUGUAUUUGUUAGUGUUUUAGUCUUUUUUGAAAGAUACAUGCUCUGUUAAUGUUGCAUUUUUAAUACAUGCUGGUAACAUC